AUGUGUGUUGCUUGUGUAUUUUGGAUUGUGAAACAGAUUAUAUAUGUCUUGAAUUCAUUCGUAAAGUUGUUUACAAGGAACAAUAAUACCAGGAACUUUAAUACAAUUAUAAGUACUUGCUUCAGAGACCUCAUACAAGAUGUAUUAGAACGCUACCUGUCUUGUGAUGCCCAAAUUAUAGAAGGAACCAGGCUGUCUUCAAACAUUCGGAAGCAGUUAAAAAUUGUUAAAAAACGAGCCAUUACCAUUUGGCUGACUCUAAUGAUAAUUCCACUAAUUCACUGCAUUGGGCCAUUCUUUCGACCAGGCCGACAUUUUCCUGAAGAUAAAUAUAUUCUUUAUGGUCUUCAUCCAAUGACUGAAUCACCGAAUUAUGAAAUAGCAACAAUAAUAUUUACAAUAACGAUCACAAAUGGUACAUACAGCGUCGCAAAUGGCACUGCCUUUAUCAUUGUAGUGUUCGGAUACACGGAAGCUCAAUUAUUAUCACUGAGCGAAGAAUUAAUCAACAUCUGGAAUGACGCAAGAGAAUAUUAUAUAGAUAAUUUUGAAGAUAAGACAGAAGAUAUCAACAAUUUCGUUGAGGGUCGUCUUAAAUUUAUCAUUAAGCUGCACAUUGAAAAUAUUAUUCUUCUUAGACAAGUUGAGGCUGUUUUAAGAGUAAGCAUGGCACUAGAGUUUGUUGCGUUGACAAUCGGCCUAACUGCAGCGCUGCUUGGUGGUCUUGAAAAUACUUAUUUAGAGAUCCCAUUCUGUUUAUCCCAGAUAUUUAUUAGCUGCUAUAUCGGUCAAAAGAUUAUUGACGCUAGCAACUUUUUUGAAAAUGCAGUGUAUGCAUGUAACUGGGAGAAAUUCGAUAUCGCUAAUCAAAAGAUUGUGUUAACAAUGCUACAGAAUUCACAGAAAACGCUAAAGCUGUCAGCUGGUGGCGUUGCAUUUCUAAGUAAUGAGUGCUUGAUGUCAAUUAUUAAAUCUUGUUACUCGUUUUAUACCACUCUACAAUCAACAUUAAAAUAA
Molecule: messenger RNA, 1017 nt
Organism: Leptidea sinapis
Lineage: Eukaryota; Metazoa; Arthropoda; Insecta; Lepidoptera; Pieridae
Exons: 4
Coding region: 1-1017 (338 amino acids)
Biological process (GO): detection of chemical stimulus involved in sensory perception of smell; sensory perception of smell
Cellular component (GO): plasma membrane
Molecular function (GO): olfactory receptor activity; odorant binding
Source: RefSeq, a predicted model, not a curated record